This is a messenger RNA of Letharia columbiana, 918 nucleotides long. RefSeq lists its product as uncharacterized. Bases 1 to 918 code for a protein of 305 amino acids. NCBI's taxonomy places the organism in Eukaryota, Fungi, Ascomycota, Lecanoromycetes, Lecanorales, Parmeliaceae. The transcript has 4 exons. The record is from RefSeq and is a predicted model, not a curated record.
AUGCAUUUCGCACGGUUCUCCCCCCUUCUCCUUUUGGCCAGCACAGUCGCAGCCACGCCCCGCCACCCCUGGAAGGGUAAGUGGGAGUACUCCCAUCAUCAUUCCUCCUUCGCGUCCCUAAAGGAUGCAUCCGCCGGCUUCGCCAUGCCUUCUGGAACAGGCGUCGCUCCGGUGAUCCCUCAGGGCACAGUGCUGGUCGCUGCUCCCAAGGCUCUUGUAUCCCACGUGCCCUCUGUGUCCUCGACCGAGUCCGGCGGAGGCGACACUGAGAAGGAAGCCGCCAAGCCACAAGAGAACCCAGGCUUACCAUCUUCCUCAGCGCCAGCAAACGCAGUUUCCUCGACGCCUGCCGCCGCUACUGCUAGCAAACCAGCACCUACCACGUCUGCAUCCCCACCCUCCGGCGGCGGAGUCUCCUACAGCGCCACCUUCACCCAGUACGGACUCGACGACGGCAACGGUUCCCCCAACUGCAACACCGCCACCGUUUCCUGCGGCUUCUUCAACACCCCCGGGUACAACGCGGCCGUGUCCCAGAACCUGUUCGGUGCGGCGUCGGGCAAGACCGACACGUGCGGUACCUGCUGGCAACUCGACCCGGUGUCGAACCCCAAUGCCGCGAACACCGCCGCGGCGGUGGGUGGCCUGAGUACAAUCGUGGUCAUGGUGAACAAUCUUUGCCCGGCGUCGAGUAACGAAAAGGAUUGCGGUCAAGCAACCCUUCAAGACACCAACUUCGCAGGCGCCAACGUGAACUUCGACCUCUGCAAAGACGACGGGGCCGCCAACGCCCUCUUCGGUGGCUCGGGCAUCGGCAUGGCGUUCGGCAAGGCCACGCAGGUCGGCUGCGAUUUGUGGACCGGGAGCCAGAACUACACCACCGGCACCAUGCCCAGCAUGCCCCUCGAGACGUCUUGA